Molecule: messenger RNA, 1078 nt
Organism: Neofelis nebulosa (Clouded leopard)
Lineage: Eukaryota; Metazoa; Chordata; Mammalia; Carnivora; Felidae
Gene: PGP
Product: phosphoglycolate phosphatase
Exons: 2
Coding region: 65-1033 (322 amino acids)
Cellular component (GO): cytoplasm
Molecular function (GO): sn-glycerol 3-phosphatase activity
Source: RefSeq, a predicted model, not a curated record
GGGCGGCUGCAAGGAGCGGCCGGUGGCAGCGGCGGCGGGCGGCCGGUGGCGGCGGCGGGCGGCCAUGGCGGCGGUGGCGGAGGCCGGCGGUGACGACGCCCGCUGCGUGCGGCUGAGCGCCGAGCGGGCCCAGGCGCUGCUGGCCGACGUGGACACGCUGCUGUUCGACUGCGACGGCGUGCUGUGGCGCGGCGAGACGGCCGUACCCGGCGCGCCCGAGGCCCUGUCGGCGCUGCGGGCCAGCGGCAAGCGCCUCGGCUUCAUCACCAACAACAGCAGCAAGACCCGCGAGGCCUACGCCGAGAAGCUGCGGCGCCUGGGCUUCGGCGGCCCGGCGGGGCCCGGCGCCGGCCUCGAGGUCUUCGGCACGGCCUACUGCACCGCGCUCUACCUGCGCCAGCGCCUGGCGGGCGCACCGGCCCCUAAGGCCUACGUGCUGGGCAGCGAGGCCCUGGCCGCCGAGCUGAAGGCCGUGGGCGUCUCCUGCGUGGGCGUGGGGCCCGAGCCGCUGCUGGGCGACAGCCCCGGCGCCUGGCUGGACGCGCCGCUCGAUCCGGAUGUGCGCGCGGUCGUGGUGGGCUUCGACCCGCACUUCAGCUACAUGAAGCUCACCAAGGCGGUGCGCUACCUGCAGCAGCCCGGCUGCCUGCUCGUAGGCACCAACAUGGACAACCGGCUCCCGCUCGAGAAUGGCCGCUUCAUCGCGGGUACCGGCUGUCUGGUCCGAGCCGUGGAGAUGGCCGCCCAGCGCCAGGCCGACAUCAUAGGGAAGCCCAGCCGCUUCAUCUUCGACUGCGUGUCCCAGGAGUACGGCAUCGACCCAGAGCGCACCGUCAUGGUGGGAGAUCGCCUGGACACAGACAUCCUCCUGGGCGUCACCUGUGGUCUGAAGACCAUCCUGACCCUCACCGGCGUUUCCACUCUAGGGGACGUGAAGAGUAAUCAGGAAAGUGACUGCAUGUCUAAGAAGAAAAUGGUUCCUGACUUCUAUGUUGACAGCAUAGCUGACCUUUUGCCCGCCCUUCAAGGUUAAAGACUUAGUGUCUUUAAUCUCCAGAAUAAAACAAAUUGAAAACCA